AUGGAGUUAGAACCACCAAGGGCGGUUAAGGAGGUCCAGUGUUUGAAUGGAAAAAUCACAGCCUUGAACAAGUUCGUCUCAAGAGCGACGGAUAGAUGUCUACCCUUCUUCCGCACUCUAAGAAAAUCAUUCGAGUGGACGGACGAAUGCCAGAUGGCAUUUGACGACUUAAAGGCAUAUCUUUCAUCUCCACCGUUGCUCAGUCCAUCCAAGCUAGGAGAAGAGCUUUACCUAUAUUUAGCCGUUUCACAAGCUGCUGUAAGCACAGCUUUGGUAAGAGAGGAAGUCGGAUCUCAAAGACCAGUCUACUUUACAAGCCGAGCGCUUCGAGGAGCAGAAGAGAGGUACCCUCAGAUGGAGAAGCUAGCUUUCGCAUUGGUAAUUGCAGCGCGAAGACUCAAAUCGUACUUCCAAGCACAUACCAUUGUUGUCUUGACGGACAAGCCCUUGAGAAAAGCUAUGAGUAGUCUAGAGGCAGCAGGAAGAAUGGGUUUGUGGGUAGUAGAGCUUAGCGAGUUUGACAUACAAUACCAUCCGCGAACGGUUGUGAAAUGGCAAGUAGUGGCUGACUUUAUCGCUGAAUUCACCCUCGGAGACAGCCGAGGGGCAGAGAAGAAAAGACAAUGGAAUAUUUAUACAGACAGAUCAUCAAAUAGACGAGUCGGGGCGACCGGCGUGGUGAUCCAAAUUCCAGAGGGGGAUACGAUCCAGUGUAUGAUCCGACUAGAUUUCCCCACAACCAACAAUGAGGUAGUAAUAAGUCAGAUUAAUGGCGGCUAUGAGUGUAAGAAUGAAAGGAUGAAGAGGUAUCUAGAAGAAGUGAAGUAUCGAAUCGGCAACCUCGAAGUUAAAUUCAUUCAAAUCCCAAGGGAAGAAAAUAAAUGUACUAACCAUCUAGCAAAAGCUGCCUCAGCCGAAUUUAUGCUGGUCCCCGAACAUGUAUUAUCAUUUGUUCAAGUCUCCUCACUUAUUGAUGAUGGAACGAAUGUCCAGGAAGUAGAUAUUGAAUGCAAUUGGACUACGCCAUUGAUAUCCUAUUUGAGAGCUGGCGUGCUACCAAACGAGAAGGGCGCCGCUAGAAAGUUAAAGGUCCAGGCAUCACGAUUUGUGUUGAUAAAAGAUGUCUUAUACAAAAGAGGGUUCUCACAACCGUACCUGAGGUGUUUCGGCCAUGAGGAAGCAAAUUACGUAAUGAGAGAAAUCCACGAAGGUAUCUACGGAAACCAUUUAGGGGCACGGUCAUUAGUACACAAGAUGAUCCGAGCAGGAUACUAUUGGCCUAUAAUGCAAAAGGACACGCAAGCUUAUGUCAAGUCCUGCGACAAGUGUCAGAGGUUUAGCAAUUUCAUCAGGCAACCAUCCGAAGAGCUGACCCCCAUGAUGGCACCUUGGCCAUUCGCUUAA
Quercus robur (English oak) is the source of this 1404-nucleotide messenger RNA. RefSeq lists its product as uncharacterized. The record is from RefSeq and is a predicted model, not a curated record. NCBI's taxonomy places the organism in Eukaryota, Viridiplantae, Streptophyta, Magnoliopsida, Fagales, Fagaceae. The transcript has 2 exons. Gene Ontology annotation, molecular function: nucleic acid binding. Bases 1 to 1404 code for a protein of 467 amino acids.